AUGAAAGGCAUAACGCUUCUACUUUUAUGUGCAGUAGCUGCAGCUCAGGCGAACGAUAGAAUAAUUCCCAGGAGAAACUUAAUCCUUGAGAAGAAGAUAGAAAAAGACGGACAAGAUGGCUUCAGCAGUGGAAAUCAAGAGGCAGAAAAAGUCCCCAAACAAGUAUUUAGAGUAAACAGCGAUCCUAGCCAAGCUCCUGCCAUCUGCGCCGCUGAAGGUUCAGAUGCAGUGUUGGUCGCUCAUGAAAAUUGUAAUCAAUUCUAUAAAUGCUACAGAGGAGAACCUGCAGCUUUGGACUGUCCGCCAAAUCUUCUCUACAAUCCAGAAAGGGAAUAUUGUGACUGGGAAUGGAAUGUCGACUGUAGCAACCGAAUUAAACCAGAUGAUAUAAGCGGUGGAAACCCUAACGAAGAUAAAGGCCCCGACCAUCUAUCGGGAGGAAACAGUGAUCCUAGCCAAGCUCCUGCCAUUUGCGCCGCUGAAGGUUCAAAUGGCGUGUUGGUCGCUCAUGAAAAUUGCAAUCAAUUCUAUAAAUGCUACAGAGGAGAACCUGCAGCAUUGGAUUGUCCGCCAAAUCUUCUCUACAAUCCAGACAAGGAAUAUUGUGACUGGUCUUGGAAUGUUGAUUGUGGCAACAGAGUAAUUCCUAGUGAAAAACUUAUUGCUGAGAAGGAAUUGGGUCAAGACGUUCGAUCGCAAUCUCCUGGAGAACCUGCAGCAUUGGAUUGUCCGCAAAAUCUUCUCUACAAUCCAGAAAGGGAAUAUUGUGACUGGGAGUGGAAUGUCGACUGUAGCAACCGAAUUAAACCAGAUGAUAUAAGCGGUGGAAACCCCAAUGAAGAUAAAGACCCUGACCAAGUAUCUGGAGGAAACAGCGAUCCUAGCCAAGCUCCUGCCAUUUGCGCCGCUGAAGGUUCAGAUGGCGUGUUGAUCGCUCAUGAAAAUUGCAAUCAAUUCUAUAAAUGCUUUGGUGGAGAACCUGCAGCAUUGGAUUGUCCGCAAAAUCUUCUCUAUAAUCCAGAAAGGGAAUAUUGUGACUGGGAGUGGAAUGUCGACUGUAGCAACCGAAUUAAACCAGAUGAUAUAAGCGGCGGAAAGCCUAACGAAGACAAAGGCCCCGAGCAAGUAUCUGGAGGAAACAGCGAUCCUAGCCAAGCUCCUGCUAUUUGCGCCGCUGAAGGUUCAGAUGGCGUGUUGGUCGCUCAUGAAAAUUGUAAUCAAUUCUAUAAAUGCUACAGAGGAGAACCUGCAGCAUUGGACUGUCCGCAAAAUCUUCUCUACAAUCCAGAAAGGGAAUAUUGUGACUGGGAGUGGAAUGUCGACUGUAGCAACCGAAUUAAACCAGAUGAUAUAAGCGGUGGAAACCCCAAUGAAGAUAAAGACCCCGACCAAGUAUCUGGAGGAAACAGUGAUCCUAGCCAAGCUCCUGCCAUUUGCGCCGCUGAAGGUUCAGAUGGUGUUUUGGUCGCUCAUGAAAAUUGUAAUCAAUUUUAUAAAUGCUACAGAGGAGAACCUGCAGCAUUGGAUUGUCCGCAAAAUCUUCUCUACAAUCCAGAAAGGGAAUAUUGUGACUGGGAGUGGAAUGUCGACUGUAGCAACCGAAUUAAACCAGAUGAUAUAAGUGGUGGAAAACCUAACGAAGACAAAGGCCCCGAGCAAGUAUCUGGAGGAAACAGUGAUCCUAGCCAAGCUCCUGCCAUCUGCGCCGCUGAAGGUUCAGAUGGUGUUUUGGUCGCUCAUGAAAAUUGUAAUCAAUUCUAUAAAUGCUACAGAGGAGAACCUGCAGCAUUGGAUUGUCCGCAAAAUCUUCUCUACAAUCCAGAAAGGGAAUAUUGUGACUGGGAGUGGAAUGUCGACUGUAGCAACCGAAUUAAACCAGAUGAUAUAAGCGGUGGAAACCCCAAUGAAGAUAAAGACCCCGACCUAGUAUCUGGAGGAAACAGCGAUCCUAGCCAAGCUCCUGCUAUUUGCGCCGCUGAAGGUUCAGAUGGCGUGUUGGUCGCUCAUGAAAAUUGUAAUCAAUUUUAUAAAUGUUUUGGUGGAGAACCUGCAGCAUUGGAUUGUCCACAAAAUCUUCUCUACAAUCCAGAAAAGGAAUAUUGUGACUGGGAUUGGAAUGUUAACUGUGGCAACAGAGUUAUUCCUAGCGAAAAAAAUGUAG
Spodoptera littoralis (African cotton leafworm) is the source of this 2161-nucleotide messenger RNA. NCBI's taxonomy places the organism in Eukaryota, Metazoa, Arthropoda, Insecta, Lepidoptera, Noctuidae. The record is from the annotation of a GenBank genome assembly.